CGUGGCAAACGUUCUCCACCGUCCAUCUCAAUCUCAACCUCCGAACCCUAGUUCUAUCCGCUGCAUAUAUAAUGCUUCAAAUAACGCUAUUCAAACUCUCUUCCACCACAUAGAGAGAGAGAGAGAAAGAGAGAGAGAGAGAGAGAGAAGGGGUUACCAAUCCUGAGAGAGAAGGGGUUACCAAUCCUCAAUUCUAUCUUCCAUUCCUAUCCAGAUAGAGAGAGAACAUCAAAUUCUAGAGAGAGAGAGAAGGGAUUACCAAUCCUCAAUUCUAUCUUCCAUUCCAAUCCAUAGAGAGAGAGAACAUCAAAUUCUAGAGAGAGAGAGAAGGGGUUACCAAUCCUCAAUUCUAUCUUCCAUUCCAAUCCAGAGAGAGAGAGAACAUCAAAUUCUAGAGAGAGAGAGAGAGAGAGAGAGAGAGAGAGAGAGAGAGAGGCUUGGAGGAGCUGUUUUUGCAAUUUAGGGCUCUGUUUGGGCGUAAACGGAGAUGGAGAGAACGGCAGCGGCGGAGACGACGUCGUCCGAGUACGUUCGAUGGGAGGAGGUACACGUGUCGAGCGACCAAAGAAAGAAAAGGAGAGAGGAGGUUCGUUACUAUCUCAGACGGAGGGACGGCAAAUCAGAUCUGGCCGUCAUAGGUAAACAGAAGAAAAAAGGACAUUUUCCUUAUUCGAACCACCACCACGUGUCAUCGUCCUAUCACUACGCUAUUCAAGAUAGGUUUCUGCGUUCUUCGAUUUCGGUUUCACCUUAUUCUUCUUCGUAUUCGUUGAAGCUGAGAUCGAGAAGAGAAGUUGUUGAUUGGUUGAAUUCCUUCGUCUCAGACUUACCUCCUCAUCAGUCAUCCCUAGAUGCUGCUGUCACCUCAGAUAGAAAAAAUGCUUGCACUUUUGAUGUAGAGACAAUGAAGGAUGUUCAGUCAAGGAAGCUGGGCCAUCAUACUACAGAAUUUUCAUGGUUAGGUUCUCCUUGGACUUGCAGGAAAAGGCGAAGGCAUUAUCCAUCAUUUAUCCGGAAUGGUGUUCAUAUUCCUGUUCAUGCAUUUGUAUAUGUUCUGGCUGAAGAAGACAAGCGAAUUGUUGCUUACUUGGAGGAUAUGUACGAGGACUCGAGAGGCAAGAAGAUGGUUGUGGUACGGUGGUUUCACAAGAUUGAUGAGGUUGGUAUCAUUUUGCCUCAUAAUUAUAAUGACAGAGAGAUUUUCUUUUCUCUUUGUCUUCAAGAUCUCGGCAUGGAAUGUGUAGAUGGAUUAACAGCUAUCCUCAGUCCCCAGCAUUAUGAUAAAUAUCUGAAGGAAGCUAAAUGCAAUCAGUUGGAGCCAUAUGUAUGCCGGAGACAGUUUGACAAUGAUGAUAUCAAGCCUUUCGAUAUAACCCAAGUUAAAGGUUACUGGAAACAAGAAAUACUCAGAUAUAUGUACAGUACUUCCCCGUCAAAAGGUCCUGUGAAGUCUCAGCAAGGUCUGAAGGUGGUUAGAAAUGUUAGCGAAGGCGUUGAAAGUAGACCCAAGAAGAGAGUUUGGCUGUCAAAGGACGGUGGUGACCUGGCUUUUAACAAACAAGAGUCAUUAAGCCCCUAUUUGGAUAUCCGUAAUUUUCAUGGCAGUUUGGUUUGCAAUACAAAGAAUGGCCAAUCUGCUACUUGUAUGUCUGGAAAGCAAGCCAUCUUGCAAAAUCCUCCACAGCAUUUAGCCAGAGGUUCUCAAGUUGAAGUGUUCUCACAUGACAGUGGCCUGAGAGGAUGUUGGUUUAGAGCACUUAUCAUCAAGCAGCACAAGGAUAAAGUCAAGGUGCAAUAUCAAGACAUCAAGGAUGGUGAUAAUGAAACUAACUAUCUUGAGGAAUGGGUUUUGGCAUCCAAGGUUGCUGUUCCUGAUCCAUUGGGACUCCGAAUGGGUGGUAGGACAACAGUUAGGCCAACCUUAUUGUCUAAUAAGUGCAAAACUUACGUAAAUUCUGGGGCAGUUGUUGAUGUCUGGUGGCAUGAUGGAUGGUGGGAGGGGAUUGUGCUUCGGAAAGAAACUCAGGAUAGUGUUUGUGUUUAUUUCCCAGGAGAGAAGCGGGACUUGAUCUGUGGCAUCUCCGACUUGAGAAUUUCUGAAGAAUGGCUGGGAAAUAGGUGGCAAAAUAUUAAGGAGAGACCAGAUCUUGUGACCUCGAUAUUGUCUGGCCUUGAUACGAAGAAUAUUAUGGUCGAUGUGGAACCGGAAAAAGCUACCGUCAGCGAUGAAAUGGGAUCCAGCAUACCUCAGAAGGACUCUGUCGUGCACAAGGUAAAAGAGUUUGAAGUGGUCGAUCUUUCAAAAGAUGCAAUGCUUGCUCAACUGAGGUGGAAGUCAUUGGGAAAGAGAAGGCGUGGAAAUUCAUUUCAAAAGCUUGAUAAUGUUGGUGAUAAAAAUAAAGGCAGUCCAGAAGCUGUGGCAACAGGCACCUUUGAUGGUUUCUUUAUUCCUAAAGCCUUGAAAGUUGACCGUGACAACUGCAAGUACCUGCGGGAAUAUCCAUUUCGUUCCUCGGCUGUCCCUCCUAUGACCAGCUUGGUUAUGUCUAUGUGAUGCCUUUCUCUCGGUUUAGCUGAUUCUCAGAAGUGGUUAGUCGGUUUAGAUGUACAUGUAAUCCGUUGAUGUGACUUAGGCUAGGUUAGGAUUUAGUGACUUAUAUGAUAUAUCUAUGGAAGGAAAUUCUUUACCCUGUAUCGAUGUGUACCAUAACAGUAGCCUGAAGGGCCAAAUUGCCUUUCCAAUCAUGGGCAGCAGUUUUUGGAUGCAAUUUAUUAUGUUUUGGAGCUCCAAA
Molecule: messenger RNA, 2792 nt
Organism: Rhododendron vialii
Lineage: Eukaryota; Viridiplantae; Streptophyta; Magnoliopsida; Ericales; Ericaceae
Exons: 6
Coding region: 488-2554 (688 amino acids)
Molecular function (GO): chromatin binding
Source: RefSeq, a predicted model, not a curated record